Messenger RNA from Triplophysa dalaica, 4042 nucleotides. RefSeq names its product G-protein coupled receptor family C group 6 member A. Gene Ontology annotation, biological process: G protein-coupled receptor signaling pathway. Gene Ontology annotation, molecular function: G protein-coupled receptor activity. The transcript is spliced from 5 exons. The record is from RefSeq and is a predicted model, not a curated record. Lineage: Eukaryota; Metazoa; Chordata; Actinopteri; Cypriniformes; Nemacheilidae. Bases 7 to 2784 code for a protein of 925 amino acids. Gene Ontology annotation, cellular component: membrane.
GUCAACAUGAAGCUCUUUACUCUUUAUCAUCGUGUCCGUGUGCUGGGGCUGAUAUUGUGCAUGGGUUUGUGGGUUCAUUGUGACAUUCCAGAUGAUCUGUCGGGAGCUUACCUGCAUGGAGAUUUUAACUGCGCAAUUUUGUCAUCUAUUCACUCAAGAGUCAUCAACCUUCACAACCGAACACGCCCGGAGCCAUUUAUCUGUUCCGAUUUUGAUCUGGGCUCAUACUUAGAAUCGUUGGCUGCAAUCCACACAAUUGAAGAAAUCAAUGAUUCUAAAUUUCUUCCGGGAAUUAAGUUUGGAUAUCAAGUCUGUGACCCGUGUGCAUCUCCUACCAAAGCACUGCACUGUCUGGAACAUUUACUGGCGAUUAACGGAUCUCUGCCGGUUCUCUCAGACUUCUCAGAUUUCCGCCCGUCAAUGAAAGCGCUUUUGGGAGAAAGAUACUCUGAAUUAUCCAUCGCUGUUGCCAAACUACUCAGUCUCUACAUGUUUCCUCAGAUCAGCGGUACCUCCUCUUCACCAGUCCUCAGCGACAAACUGCGUUAUCCUUCUUUCAUGCGUGUCGUUCCAAGUGAUGUCCACCAGGCUAAAGCGCUGGCCAAGCUCAUGGAGCGUUUCUCAUGGAGCUGGGUCGGUGUAGUGUACGGAGAUGAUGAUUAUGGAAGAGCCGCCCACCAGAGUCUCCGGAAAGAGGCCGAGGGAAAGGUGUGUCUAGAUUUCGAGGAGGUAGUGCCGCACUACUUGGACCAUGUGGAAAUUGACAGGUACAUCAAAGAUGCCGUCAACACUAUACAGGCUUCUUCUGCCAAGGUUGUGGUUCUCAUUCUAAAGGACGAGCUGGUAGCAAAGAUUUUUAAAGAGAUGAUUCAAGCUAACAUGAGCAGAAUUUGGAUCGCGAGUGACGCGUGGUCCACGUACGGCCCCUUGACGAAGAUGCCGGACAUAAAUAAAGUGGGUGAAAUUUUUGGCUUCUCUUUUAUCAUGGGAAAUAUACCAGGGUUUGAGGAAUAUUUGAAAACCCUCAGACCAUCACCUGGAGCAAAGAAUGACUUCAUAGAGGAGUACAAGGAAUUGAGGCGGAACUGCUCCAUCUCCCCCCUGAACUGUGGUGUAGGUGAUCUACUGGAGGUUAUGAACCUGAAGGAAGUUUACGGUCAGAGAGUGGCGGUUUAUGCUAUAGCUCAUGGCCUCAAAAAGCUCCUGAAAUGUAACGAGACCGCUUGCCCUGGAGAUAUCAACUUUCCACCUUGGCAGCUUGUGGAAAACAUUCGCGGUGUGAAUUUCACACUCGAUGGCAUCUCACAUUCCUUUGAUAAAAACGGGGACUUUAUGGAUGGUUAUGACCUUAUAAGGUGGACGAAAACUAAUGAUACUCGAAUUAUUGAUGUUAUUGGAAAGUUUCUCUUGAAUGAAGGAAAAGUGGAGCUCUGGAGUGAAUACCAGGGGAUCACAGUGAGUCAUGUCACCCAGUCAGUGUUCUCAUCACGUGUGCAUCAUCACAGAUCAUUAGAUCAUCAUAAUUGUGUCUUGAAGCUCCCACCGUCCAAGUGCUCAGAGUCCUGCCCACCGGGAACCAGUAAGGAUUUGGUGAACACGGUAAAGUCCUGCUGCUACAACUGCACCGAGUGUCCCGAAGGAACUUACACGAACAAAUCUGAUGAAGACAGAUGUCAUGACUGUCCAAGAGACCAGUGGUCUACAAAGAAACAAACUAAAUGCGAGGUCUUCCAGUACACGUAUCUCUUUUGGUCUGACGUCUAUCCCAUAGUUCUGUUGGUGGCAGCAGCAAUAGGCAUAACAGUAGUGUUAACUUCAUUUAUCAUUUACUAUGUUCACAGAGAAACGACGAUCAUCAAAAUGGCUGACAUGAAAAUGUCCAGUUUUAUGUUGCUGGGUCUGAUGGUUAGCUUUGUGAGUGUCAUCAUGUUUAUUGGCAGGCCGAACGAUCAUCUGUGUCGGGCACAGCAGGCCGUGUACGGCUUCGGUUUCACCCUGUGCGUUUCGAGCAUCCUGGUGAAAGCUUUCCGUACCUUCCUGGCGUUCAUGAUCUUUGAGCCGAACACAAAGCAUCAGCUAAACAAACUCUACAAGCCUCUUAUUAACGUGCUGGUGCUUACCGGCGGUCAGGGAGUCAUUCUGUUGUUUUGGCUGAUUUUCAAGCCUCCUAAUGAAGACACUGUGUGGCCUGGAAAAUCAGGGAUGGUAAAGUACAUCGUCUGCAUUGAGGGUUCCAUCAUAGGAUUUGCAGUCAUGCACUGUUACAUUUCUCUUCUUGCCUUCAUUUGUUUCAUUCUUGCCUUCAAGGUUAGAAGAGUGCCGCAGGAUUUUAACGACUCUGGUGUCAUCAUCUUCAGUAUGUUGAUUCACCUGUUUGUCUGGCUUUGCUUUAUUCCCAUUUACAUCAAUAAGAACAAGACGGAACAGCAACACAUAGUCCAGGCUUCGGCCGUUCUGGCCUCCAACUACGGCAUAAUCUUCUGCCAUGUUGUCCCUAAGUGCUUCAUAGUCUUGUGGGAUUUCUCUUGGAACUCGAGCUCUGCCAUCCUGGGCAGGUUGAGAAGACAUAAUAGACAAAACACGAAGAACCCAGACAUUACUGUGUUACAGGAUGAAAGUAUGGAAGCGGGUCCAGUAGAAUCUACGCCAGUGGUUGGCACAAUUUCUCAAGAUGAUCUGAGCGCUGUCAAAACUCUGAGAAAUGUAUUGAAUGAGGACAGAGGCAGUGUGAACUCAACACAGAAUAGACACGCCCGAGUGAAGCAAAGACACACCACAAAUUGAGUGCUCUGUAAUGGGUUGUCUUUCUUUAACAAAUUUAUAAACUUAUCAACCUAUCAAAACCAUUACCAUCAAAAAACAUUACCAACUUUUACUGUCUACUUGACAACAAUUUUAAAUAAGUAGAUGUACUCUUCACUCCACUACAUUUGUAAUAACUAAUUUCUAGGGCUGGGAAUUAAACGCGUUAAUUUGAUUAAUUAAUUACAGGAAAAAAUAAUGCAUUAAUAUUUCUAAUGCCAUUAAUGCGCCCAGCCCUGCCCCGCCCUUCUAUAGACCUGUACACUUUUUAGAAUUGCUGCCAUCUAGUAACAAAUCGACCAAGAUGCAAAACGAUAAGGACGAAGAACUGCAUGGCUUGCUUAAUACCAUUUUAAGUACAAAUGAGAUCCAAAUGGAGCCAUUGACAAAAGCAAAGUCAUUUGCGUUAUCUGUGGCAAGGAAUUUGCCUAUCAUCGAAGCAGUUCUAGCUUAAAAUACCACCCAAACUCGAAGUAUGUUUUAGCGAGCUUGGCGGUCACCUCAUCCCCGGCUGCGACAGUAAGCACGCUCCACCAAACCACGCUUCCUGAGACGAGUCGGCACAAAUUAAGUAAGUCUACGUCACAAUCAUUAACAAAUAAGAUAUCUAAAUGGAUUGCAAUGGACUGUAGGCCUAUUAAUGUUGUGAAAGACAAGGGGCUUGUGAUGCAUUUCGAAUUGCUUCUUCCGACACAACCUACACACUACCGUCAAGAGGUACGGUACUUCCGAGAAUAAAUCAGUUGUAUGACACAGAAGAAAAAAAACGGUACAAUUUAGCUCAAGCUAAACAUAUGGCCCUAACUGUAGUUCACUGGACGUCAAUAAGUAAUCAUAACUAUCUAGGUGUUACUGCGCACGUCAUCGAUUGUGAAUGGAAACUUAAGUCCUUUGAGUAAACUGUGCUGAAGUCAGUCACACGUCACUAUUCUGAUGUAUGUGCCGAACAGUUUGUAACAGUGGCUGAAGACUGGCGCGGCCAAGAAAAUGUGACCACCGUCAGAACUGACAGCACACGCAACAUGGUCGCAGCGCCAAAAAAGCUUCAUUAUCAUCACAUGACUUGCGCUGCCCAUAUUUUACAUGUUAUAUCCUCUGUAACCUAAUUCAUAGGUUUGUGUUCAGUCAGUGAUAAAAAAUGUCAAGACCUUUGUAGCCUGAGUUCAAGGGCUUGUAUUCAAUAAUAAAUGGUAAAAAAAUCUGCUUCUUGGAAUGUCUGUAUGUAUGUAUGAUUAAAUAG